Molecule: messenger RNA, 1716 nt
Organism: Tigriopus californicus
Lineage: Eukaryota; Metazoa; Arthropoda; Copepoda; Harpacticoida; Harpacticidae
Product: G-box-binding factor-like
Exons: 7
Coding region: 390-1544 (384 amino acids)
Source: RefSeq, a predicted model, not a curated record
AGCUGAGGAUAGACAGAAGAAACGAAAGAAAGAGAGUAGGGAAGAAAGACAGAAAGAAAGAAAGACAGACAGAGAGCGGGAGAAUCACGGCCCAACCUCAAGUCAGGUCUCCCUUCUUCCCUCUCUCUCUCGCGUUCUCUCCCAUUUUCUGUCUCUGUCGAAUGGAUGGAGGACAAGAGGACGAGAAAGAGGCUGGGGCUGGAGAGAGAACGAGGAUGCUGUCGUUUGUGACUUCUGUUGUGCCAAAGUAGUUGUUGUGAGAGAGUCGACGGAUCUAACGACGAUUGUCAUCGACUUCUUGUGGUGGGUGAUCGUCAAAAAUCAGGUCUUGAAUUCAGAGCCAGUACCGGAGUGAUCCCAGUUUUCCAGAAACAGGGAAAGGAGUCGAAAUGGCAAACUUGCAACUUCCAUUGAACCAAGACCAUGAAGUUUUGGGCAGCGAAUAUUGCUCGGGUUAUAUGGAUGCCCUUGGGAAGUGGAACAAUGGCUUCUAUUGCCCAGCCUCGGAUGAAAGUCAGGAUGUAUUUUGCUGUGGUAGUGACUACCACAAGUAUUGUUGCACCAAGAAGGACCAAGUGAUCCAGUCGGAAGUUCAAGACAUCACAGUCCUGGUUGGAAUCAUCUUGGGCGCCUCGGCUGCCAUCCUCAUCCUGACCUUGGUCUCGUGUUUUUGCUGCUCGUGCUGCUUGCUUUACAAAAAGCGUAAUCCAUCCUCAUCUUCUAUGUACCGUCUCCACAAUGCGAGUGAGCACAGUGGGGUCACGAAUAUGUACAGCCUAUCGAAUGCCGGAGGAUCACGUGCCAAUACGCCUUUGCCCACAUCGAAUCAGCGAUCUCAGCAGUAUCUCCUAGAUGAUGUGGACCAUGUGAGGUUCUUACAGAACCACAAUGGAGGGAUUGCUCAUUCCUACACGCUACCACAUAACUUAUCUCAUCAUGGGAAGCAUCAAAACUACAUCCAGCAAUUCAACGCGUACAACCUACAAAAUAACCCGGACAUUAUUGCCAGCACCCACCCGAGCCAACCCCCUCAUCAUCAACAACAGCAACAACAACAACAACAGCAUCACCACCAUCACCAUCACCAUGACCAGCAUAACCUGAUGGCUAGACAAUACGGAACUUUGGGUCGAAUGCCCAGGGAACAUCCCCCACCCUACCAAGAUUUUGCCAAUGGUCAUCGUAGCUCUUUCUUCGCCAAUUCUCAACAACUCGGGUCCACCAAUCUCAUCACGACCACGGCUGCCAUUUCUUUUAACGGGGGCGAUUUGAUGAUGCACCAUCAACAACACCAGCAACAACAACAACCACAGGAACAACAGCAACAACAGCAGCAGCAGCUUUCAGGGUUGGAUGGGAACCAGGAUAUGUCGGGUCAUUUCGGAUCGGAAGACACGUCCAAUCUCACCCAAGAGCACCAGGCUCAAACACCUCAAGGAGGAGUGGAGAAUGGGGAUGACGAGCCAGUUUCGGAUCAGACGCCGAUGAUAUUCAACGACAACAAUGAGGAUCAAGAAGGACUUUUCCACUCGACAAAAUUCUGAAUUUUUCCAUGGCUGAACGAGCUAUUAUGCUAUCUAGAUAUAAAUACUAAGUGUUGUGUGCCAAUAACGAGUUACUUUACGGCUUCCAGUCUCUGUAUUACAAAAACGUAGUCAUCCAUUCGGCCAAUGUCAGAUAGUGUUCGAAUAAUAAUAAAUGUUUCCUACUACCAAG